AUGACCGAGCGCGGUACUAGCAUAGAUGGAUACGGCCCCGCGGACAUUAUCACGACGGACGUUGUCGUUCUCGGUGGAGGAGGAAGUGGAACUUAUGGUGCGAUUCGAUUGACCGACUUGGGGAAGAGCGUUAUCGUUGUGGACCAUCACGACUAUCUCGGAGGACACACAUACACCUACACGGAUCCCGCGUCCGGAAACAACACCGAAAUGGGCGUCGUCGCCUGGUAUGACAUCCCAGUGGUCCAGAACUUCUUCAAACGACUCGGAGUGAAGCUGCAACAGACCGAUAUCGCGCGCGCGGGCACCACGACGCUCACCACCAUUCCGGUAGACUUCCGUACUGGCAAGACGCUGACAAGCGUCUACUCGGGGAAUGUCACGCAGGGAUUGAUCAACUACGUAGAGCAGAUUUCGAAGUACCCGUACCUCGAAGACUCAUUUGACCUGCCGGAUACUAUCCCGGAGGACUUCCUCAUCCCCUUUGGUGACUUCGUUAAGAAAUACAACAUCGAAGGCGCUGUCCAGAUCCUUAAUAUUUUUGGAAAUGGAAUGGGGAACUUCCUAGAUCAAUCAACCCUCUACGUCUUCAAACUCGUCAGCUUGGCCAGCAUCCAGGCACUGCAAGAGAACAGCUACCAAGCCACCGUUUCGCACAACAACCGAGCACCCUACGAAGCCGCCGAAAAGAUCUUAGGCAAGAAAGCCCUCCUUAGCACCACCAUCCUCUCCGUCGACCGCUCUUCUCCCCUCGGUGUUAAAGUCCAGGUCCUGACUCCUACGGGAAAGAAACUUAUCAUCGCCAAGAAGCUCCUCUCGAGUAUCCCGCCCAAGCUCGAAAACUUGCUAGGCUGGGACCUCGAUCUGAACGAGAGGGUCAUCUUCAGUGAGUUCCUCAAUGCUGGAUACUACUCCGCCAUCAUCAAGAACACCGGUAUCCCCGACGGCAUCGAAGUCCGCAACUUUGGUGCUGACACCCCGUACAACGUCCCUUUCCUUCCUGGUCCAUACUUUGUGCAAUCUACCGACACGAAAGGCCUCUUCACCGUGAAGUACUGCACGCCGGCCCCAAUUGGUGAUGACAACGCGAAAUCUGCGAUCAUUGCGGCGGUCCAGAGGCUCAAGACCGCGGGUACGCUGAAUACGACGACGCCGGAGUUUGUGAUAUUCCAUAGCCACUCCCCUUUCGAAUCCACGGUAUCGGUUGAGGCAAUCAAGAGUGGCUUCUAUAAGAAGCUGUAUGCGCUGCAAGGGGGGAAGAAGACGUUCUGGACGGGGGCCGCGUGGCACGCUCAGGAUUCGAGUAAGUUGUGGCAGUUUACGGAGAAGCUGCUGCCGGACAUUGUGAAGGGGUUGUAA
This is a messenger RNA of Mytilinidion resinicola, 1359 nucleotides long. Its product is annotated as flavin-containing superfamily amine oxidase-like protein. The transcript has a single exon. The record is from RefSeq and is a predicted model, not a curated record. NCBI's taxonomy places the organism in Eukaryota, Fungi, Ascomycota, Dothideomycetes, Mytilinidiales, Mytilinidiaceae. The coding region runs from base 1 to 1359 and encodes 452 amino acids.